Epithele typhae is the source of this 1827-nucleotide messenger RNA. RefSeq names its product Six-hairpin glycosidase. The record is from RefSeq and is a predicted model, not a curated record. Gene Ontology annotation, molecular function: hydrolase activity, hydrolyzing O-glycosyl compounds. Lineage: Eukaryota; Fungi; Basidiomycota; Agaricomycetes; Polyporales; Epitheliaceae. Gene Ontology annotation, biological process: carbohydrate metabolic process. The coding region runs from base 1 to 1827 and encodes 608 amino acids. The transcript has 8 exons.
AUGCGCCGCCUCUUGUUCUCCCUCUCGCUUACUCUCCUCGCCUUCCCCUCUGUCAUCGCGCGUCUCUCGGUACCGGACGACCCUUACACGCCCCCAAACGCGACUACCGGAACUCAGGCGUCGAAUACCUCUUCCCCAAACACCCAGUGGUCGAACCUCCUCGGAAAUUUGUUGUACUUCUAUGACGAACAGCGUAGCGGGAAUAUCUCCUCAAGCUUUCGCGUUUCAUGGCGCAACGACAGCGCGCUUGACGAUGGAAAGGACGUAGGGGUGGACUUGACGGGCGGAUUUUACGAUGCCGGAGACUAUGUGAAGUAUGCAUACCCCUUGUCAUUUACCCUCAUGACGAUUUGCUGGGGCGGGUUGGAUGUUGGACAUGGCUACGACCUCGCCGGACAAACGCCCUACCUCGACGACAUUUUGCGGUGGGGCCUCGACUGGCUGAUCAAGGCCCACCCUUCGCCACACACGCUCUACGUCCAGGUCGGCGAUGGCGAUCUCGACAAUGUGUACUGGGGCGGCGAUAGGCAAAUCCCCACUCCACGCCCUUCUCUUCAGAUCAACGACACUAGCCCGGGUACCGAUGCCGCCGCACAAGCCUCUGCUGCAUUCGCCGCAUGCUCCGCUCUCUACUCCAAUCGUACCCUCACUCCCUCGGCGACCUUCGCGCUGAGUGAUGCUACCUAUGCAGCGACAUUAUUGUCGCACGCUCAGGAUCUCUAUGCCUUCGCCACCAACGCAAGUUCGGGUAUGCAAGUCUAUCAACACGCGGUUCCACAAGUCGGGAACGCCUACGCGUCCUCAGAUUACCAUGACGAGCUGGCCAUUGCGGCCCUCUUUUUGGCGCUUUCAGAGGUUCCUUCCAAUUCCUCGUCCAAUGCGACGGGCAACUCGACAGCGUACUAUGCCGAUGCCAUUCAUUGGUACCAAUCUGCCAAUCUCUGGGACGAGCUUGAUGCUGCGUCACAAGCCGUUUUCAACUGGGAUUCCAAGGCCCCCGGUGUCCCCCUGCUCGGCGCACAAAUCGCAUCAGCAUAUCCGGCUGUUGUUUCGGGGAGUAACACGACCCUCGACUUCUGGAAGAACGCCGUCGAGGGUUACUUCAACACGUUCCUCAACACGAGCGAUAGCAGGGCGCACUUGACGGAUGGUGGCCUUCUCUACUUCCCCGGAGAUUCCGACGAGGCUUCCCUGAAUCCUGCCCUCAAUGUUGCCAUGCUCAUGAUGAAGUACGUCGCGUCCGACAUUACUACCAGUCAGGACCGAUAUCGCGCCUUCGCUCAAGGCCAGCUCGACUACGUGCUGGGGAACAACCCAAUGUCGGUCCCUUACGUCGUGGGUACGCACCCGAGCUCUCCACAGAACCCGCACUCGGCACUCGCGACCGGCUACAACCCGCCCAACACAUCCUUCAUCUCCAUCCCCGAUGACAUCGACGGCGACCCGGCGACGGAAGCUUACGUGCUCUACGGAGCCGUCGUCGGCGGACCCGACGCGCACGACCUCUUCUGGGACCUCCGCGAGGACUGGGCGCAGGGCGAGCCCGCGCUCGACUACAACGCGCCGCUGCUCGCGCUCGCCGCGCACGCGCUCGUGGCGGGCUCGGGCGACCCGUACUACACGCGCGUCGCCGCGGACGCGUACGCCGCGGUGCGCCCCGCCGGCUUCCCGUGCGACGCCGCGGUGCGGACCGGGUGCUCGAGCGGGGGCCUGUCGCGCGCGGCCGCGAUCGCGAUGGGCGUCGUCAUCUCCGUCGUCGGGCUGACGCUCAUCGCGGUGACGGCGUACUGGGUGCGCACCGCGCAGCGGCACUCGUCCAAGGCGUGA